AUGGUUCGCAUCGCUCUUGCCUCGUUGGCGGUCGUCGCCGCGUCGUUCUUCUCGGCCGAUGCCAAGCCGUUCUUGUUCCACCACACGGACGUCGUGGAGCAGUUUGAGGCUCAAGGCGGGUCGUCGCUCGAGGCCGCGCAGCUCAUCAAGGAAGAGUGGUUCGAGCAGCAGCUCCUCGACCACGGCCACGGCAACUGCGGCGGCGAUGCGACGCACUGGAAGCAGCGCUUUUUUGCCAACGACGAGUUCUACGGCGGCCCCGGCUCGCCCGUCUUCCUCUACAUCAACGGCGAGAACGUGGCGCGCAACACGACCGUUGCGAGCAAGGGCCUCUUCAUGAACGUACUCGCCAAGAAGCACAAGGCUCUCAUCGUGUCGCUCGAGCACCGCUUCUACGGCAAGUCGCAGCCGACGGCCGACCUCAGCACCAAGAACCUCGCCUACCUCACGGCCGACAACGCGCUUGCCGACAUUGCGACGUUCCAGGACUUCUUUGUCGCCAACCGCAACCUCUCGGCGUCGUCGCCGUGGGUCGCCUUCGGCGGCAGCUACCCCGGUAUGCUCGCGGCUUGGACCAAGUUUUCGUUCCCGACGCGCUUUGCGGGCGCCGUGGCGAGCUCGGGCCCGAUCGAGAUCCACGCCGACUACCACGAGUACAUGAGCGUUGUCAGCACCGGCCUCCAGUACUAUGGUGGUGACGAGUGCGUCAGCACGCUCGCGGAAGGCCUCAAGCAGUUCCACAAGAUCGUCGCGAGCGACAAGCCGGACGACGUUGCGACGCUCAAGAAGCUCUUCAACCCGUGCACGCCGUUCACGUCGGACCUCGACCGCAUGGACAUUGAGUCCAACAUCAUGGGCGCGUACCAGAACUUUGCCCAGUCCAACGACUAUGCGGCGUAUGGCCUCAAGCACGCGUGCGCCGAUUUGACGGCCAAGGACGGGUUGAGCCCGCUCGAGAAGGUCGCCAAGAUCAACGCCCGCAGCUUCACGCCUGCGAGCAACUGCACGAGCACGUCGUACCAGGCCGACUGGAUCGACUCGCUCUCGGACCCGGCCAUGGACACCGCCGGCAUCAUGCGCCAGUGGAUCUUCCAGACGUGCAAUGAGUUCGGCUUUGGCCAGACGGCCAAGAAGUCCAAGGGGCCCUUCUCGGCGCUCGAGUAUGUCGACGUCGACCGUGUCUACUACCACAUGUGCAAGGAAGUGUACGGCAUCACCGACACGGACGCGCGCAUCGCGGCCAAGAAGGCGACCUUCCACGGCCUCGACAUCGAUGUCGAGAACGUCAUCUUCCCCAGCGGCACCAUCGACCCGUGGUCGGCCCUCGCGCCCUCCAACUCGACGCAGCUCAAGAACCCCAAGUCCAAGGUCGUCUUCAUCGAAGGCACGUCGCACUGCGCCGACAUGAGCGCGGCGAAGGCCACGGACUCGGGCCACAUGGUCUGGGCCCACCAGCAAGUCGAGGCCGCCGUCGCCAACUACCUCCAAAAGUAG
Molecule: messenger RNA, 1494 nt
Organism: Saprolegnia diclina VS20
Lineage: Eukaryota; Oomycota; Saprolegniomycetes; Saprolegniales; Saprolegniaceae
Exons: 1
Coding region: 1-1494 (497 amino acids)
Biological process (GO): proteolysis
Molecular function (GO): dipeptidyl-peptidase activity; serine-type exopeptidase activity
Source: RefSeq, a predicted model, not a curated record